Messenger RNA from Candidula unifasciata, 442 nucleotides. Lineage: Eukaryota; Metazoa; Mollusca; Gastropoda; Stylommatophora; Geomitridae. The record is from the annotation of a GenBank genome assembly.
AUGUCCCAUUCCGCCCCCACCCCACGUUCACAAGAUGCCACAAAAGCUCAAGCUGGCACCCCCUCCUCUCCUGAGCGCGCCUCGUUUGAUCCUCCAUUGGGGAGUGAGGAGUCCCUCGGAGAGCAACAAAAGGAUCCCGAAGAUUUCUUAGGCGAUGAGCAAAUAUCGAAUGAAAAUAAAAAAGAAGCCAGCGAGGGCGCUGAAGACACGAACUCCGAGGAGAGUGAUGCGGAGGAUGUAUCUACGAGCCACAUUCUAAUUACUGGUGACGAUGAAACAUACCCAGAAGACACACAGCGAGACAAUGCCAGUGGCCGCCCACGGCCGAAACUGACCACGUCAAACAGCAGAGCUGAGAUUAUGCUUGGCCUAGAGACCGAUGAUGGUAAAAGUGCCGAAGUGGAGAUCGACUCCCUCGAGACGGAUGAGCUGCAGCCAGAAG